CUAAAUUACUCAAUCAUCCUAAUAACAUAUAUAUUUUGUUUAAAAAACAAUUGUUGAUUGUAAAUAGUCCCGUCAUCAUCUAUUUCAUAAAAAUAUAUUUAUACGAAAAUAACUACAGAUAAGAAAACGAUGCUUUUUAAAACAUACGUUUCCUCUUGAAUACAUGUUGAGGGUUCCCAAAUUGUAUCAGGAAAAUGAAAAAAUUAUAUAAUUAUUAAUUAUAGAAAUACGCUUUUUCUCUGUGUGCGCGUUAAAAGGUGUUUGUGGAAAUAGAAUGGAAAUGGAGUAGAGUAAAUUAGAUAAACGAUUAACUGGAAAAUGUUGCUUAUCAAAUGUUGCAUACAAAAGUAUAAUUAGGCAACAGGCAGUAGUGUCACCACAGUCGAAUGAUUCAAAUGGACACGGUAAUGGUAAUGGAAAAAUCAGAGGUCCCGGGAACCGCUGUACAAUGUGAGCUUCUACUGCCCAAAGGCCAUUUUCCAAGGACUUAUGAAUUUGACAUACCGGAUAUUAGACUACGACGUCGUCUUGUACGAAGGUUCUUUGGGGUACUAAUUCUACAGGUAGCCUGCACUUUGCCCUGUCUGGAGGUGCUGCUGAAAUAUCCUAUGCCGUAUAAGGAAGCUAUAAAUCCCAUUUCCCUGGUCAUCACCAUGUUAAUAUAUACGUGCUUUUACGUUUGGAGAAAUUGGAGAAGAUUUGCACCAUACAACUAUCUCGUAUUGCUUCUCAGUACCUUCAUCAGUGCCCUGAAUCGGAGUUUGUAUUUGCUGAACCUGGUGCAGACACAUUGGGUCUAUGCCUAUCCCGUCAUCUUGAUUCUAGAGCUGUUGGCUCUCAUGCUCUACGCUUCCCAGGAGCGGUUCAAGUUCACCCAGAUUCGAGGGAUUUCUAUAAUCUGCCUCAUCUUCGGAUUGUGUCUUCUGCUGGGAUACCGCCUUAACCGGAUGAUGGAGCUAUUCUCCGCCAUGGCCUGCACGGUGGAGGCGUGGUACGUCAUUUACGAUACCCACUUUAUGCUUUGUGGUCGACAUGGGUACAAUAUUGAACCGCAAGAAUGGGUUUAUGCUGCAUGCAACAUCCACUGCGAUGUGCCCAAGGGCGCUUGGCGCCUUAUGAGGAUGCUCUUCUUCAGCAAAAUUGUGGAAGCCUUUCGUAUGUUCCGCGAAUGCUUCAGAACAGAGGUUUGCUAACAUAUUGUCAAACAGUUGGCUGUUUAUUAUUCUUAAAUAAAUUAUCUCAAUUGUGUCAAAAUUUAAAAUAAACACAGUUUUUAAAUUCUAAAGCCAUGUCCCCACUUAUUCAAGCUUUCUCGCGCCGAAUUGGUGCGCCAGAAUAAGGCCCAGGCCCAGGAUGUGGACGGACAGCAGAGCCCCAUUGCCUCCUCCGGUUAGAGUGCAGGCCGCCAUGCACCGAGAGAGCUAUGCUGAGCAUGGAUCCACAUUACUACUACUGCAAGUAAAAGCAACUACGACAAAAACAACAGCUACAACAACAACCACACUGCAAACACGAAAACAUAUUUCCCAAACAAAAAAAUAAGAACAAAAACACAUUUAAGCAGAAACAAAUAAGCUUCAACAAAAAUUUCAAGUAUUAUAAAAAAGAGAAAUGGAAAGGCGACGAGUGGAAAGGCUCAAGACUCCGACAAGCGUGCUGGGAGUCACGAACAUCAAAUGGAAAAGCAACACAAGAAAAACUAUUGCAUACUGCAAAUUAAUGCAAAAUACAUUUAUUAAAGGAAAUUUACAACUAAACACUUAAAAAAGAAGGGCCUGGUGAAAAAAAUCAAGAGCCGCCCAUUUAAUUUCAUGAAUUCGCUUUAAAUUUCAUGUUAUUUUGUUCUGCUCCUUUAAAGUUAAAACUUUUCUGCUUUCCCAUUGAUUUUCAUUUUUAAAUUUAUAGUUCAUUUUUGCUUUAUUGAUCGAUGUUCGAUAUGAAUGUAUUUUGAAAUAAUUUGCAAGAAAGCUCAAAAAGCCAUGUGUACUUGAAAUGUAAUUGCCUCUUUAAAUUGUAGUUGCUUUUGCAAGGAAAUUUUUUCAUCUGAUCUUUCAUUUAUAUGAAGUAUAUGUAUAAUUUAAUUUAUUAAUUUUCACAAAAUAAAAAGAAUAACAAUCAAAAUAAGCAAACGUAACGUAUAUAUUUUUUAUGUGUUCGCAUUUUGUAUCUACAUAUAAAUGCAUAAGUGUCAUGCUGAGGAAAUACAUAAGAAAUGCUUAUAAAAUUAAAUAAAAACAGAACAAUUGAAUACAAGAUACUAAA
Messenger RNA from Drosophila serrata, 2262 nucleotides. Its product is annotated as protein lifeguard 2. Gene Ontology annotation, cellular component: membrane. Gene Ontology annotation, biological process: negative regulation of apoptotic process. NCBI's taxonomy places the organism in Eukaryota, Metazoa, Arthropoda, Insecta, Diptera, Drosophilidae. The record is from RefSeq and is a predicted model, not a curated record.